This is a messenger RNA of Diversispora eburnea, 906 nucleotides long. The record is from the annotation of a GenBank genome assembly. Lineage: Eukaryota; Fungi; Glomeromycota; Glomeromycetes; Diversisporales; Diversisporaceae.
AUGUCGAAAACACUUUCAGAAAUUACUCCUAUUGAACUUCAUGGUACUUCCAAUAAACGCACUUUAGUUGUUUCACGUCCAACUACCACUGUACGUGAAGCAUUAAAAACCAUGGCUACUCAUAAUAUCACCUCUCUUCCCAUUUAUUCUCAUGAUUCAGAUAAAAUUGUAACAAUAGUUAAUCUUAUUGAUGUAUUAAAUUAUGUUAUCAAAGAAGCAGUAUCCGAUGAAAAGUUGCCUCUUUAUUUAAAUAGUGAAAAAAGUAAAAACUUGGAUAAUCAAAUCGAAGUUGUUAUGACAUUAGAUAAUGAAAAAGAAAGUUAUAGGAUUUUUGAGACCGAUGCGAAUGAAUGUCUUAAAACCGGAAUUCAUCGCUCUUUGGUAAUUGACUAUACCAAUAACAUGGAAUCAUAUAUUUUGACCCAAAGUGACAUAAUUAGAUAUGUUUAUGAACAUCCUGAAUGUUUACCUUCGGUAGAUUUUGAUUCUUCGUUAAAAUCCUUUGGAUUAACAGGGAAAGAAAAAAAUGUUGUAUUAGGACAUGAUAAAGAAAUUGCAUUAAAUGUUUAUAGAAGAAUGGCCGAAAAUAAAUUAACAGGAAUUCCAAUUAUUGAUAGUGAGGAUAAAUUAGUUGGAAAUCUAUCUUUAUCUGAUCUUAGAGGAUUAAGUUAUCAAUCCAUCGAUUGUCUUGUUUUGCCGGUUCUUGAUUUUUUAUCGAAAAUUCCAAAUAGGAAAAAUAGUUUAAUCCCAUUUUCAUUAACGGAGAAUUCAUCACUGCAAGAAACUUUAAAAUUAAUCACCGAUAAACAUAUUCAUCGUGUAUGGAUUGUCGAUGAAGAACACAAAGUUCAAAAUGUUAUUACCUUGACAGAUUUAAUUACAGUUUUCUUAAAGCAUUUGGCUUAA